GAACUGGGGGAGGAGGCGGGGAAAGGCAGCCCCGGCCCAGAUCGCAGCCAUCGGUCUCAGCAAGAGCAGGCCCAGCGGUCAGAGAUCAUGGGGGAGAGCGCACUGGAGCCGGGGCCUGAGCCCGGGCCGCCGGCUGGGGGUCCCGUGCACGCCGUCACCGUGGUGACUUUGCUGGAGAAGCUGGCCACCAUGCUGGAGGCGCUGCGGGAGCGGCAGGGCGGCCUGGCUGAGAGGCAGGGAGGCCUGGCGGGCUCGGUGCGCCGCAUCCAGAGUGGCCUGGGCGCGCUGAGUCGCAGCCACGACACCACCAGCAACACACUGGCGCAGCUGCUGGCCAAGGCGGAGCGCGUGGGCUCGCACGCCGACGCAGCCCAGGAGCGGGCGGUGCGCCGCGCCGCUCAGGUGCAGCGGCUGGAGGCCAACCACGGGCUGCUGGUGGCGCGCGGGAAGCUGCAUGUCCUGCUCUUCAAGGAGGAGACUGAAAUUCCAGCCCGCGCCUUCCAGAAAGCACCAGAGCUCUUAGGCCCCGAGGACCAGUUGGUGCUGGGCCCAGAGCAGCCAGAGGAUGAAGUUGGAGAGAGUUCUGAUGAAGAGCGGGUGGAGUCCCGGGCUCAGCGGCUGCGGCGCACAGGCUUACAGAAGGUUCAAAGCCUGAAAAGGGCUCUUUCCAGUCGUAAAGGCUCUGAAGCAGCACAGCCCACACCAGUCAAGCCGCCACGCCUAGGGCCUGUCCGGAGCUCCGAAGGCCCACCAGAAGGCCAGCCUGCAGCUCAGCCUGCAACGGAGUCCGUGCUCGAGUCUGCUCUGGAGCCAGAACCUCCUCAGCCUACCAAGGAAGAUCCUGAGAGACCUGUGCUUCAAAUAGAGAGCGCGGCCUGAUCAUUGGGGCUGCCUGCCCCAUUCAGUGCUUGUCCCAAAAUAAAUACAGAGUGCAGCACUUACAUCCAAAUAAGGAGAGAAUCCUGCAUCCACUGCCCAGCUCCAAUCCUUCCUUCCUGGCUUUCCAGUCUGGUACCCCGUGUCCUCUGAAAGAGGAGCAUUCAGCUUAAUUUAGGUUCACCACCAAUAAAAGUAAUUUUCUCUAA
Molecule: messenger RNA, 1085 nt
Organism: Arvicanthis niloticus (Nile rat)
Lineage: Eukaryota; Metazoa; Chordata; Mammalia; Rodentia; Muridae
Gene: Cavin3
Product: caveolae associated protein 3
Cellular component (GO): cytoplasm; caveola
Molecular function (GO): protein kinase C binding
Source: RefSeq, a predicted model, not a curated record